GCAGGCGCCAUGGCUCAUACAAAGGGUGCAGGUUUUGUUUUCUCUGUGAUCUUGGUAGCUUUGUUCAGCAAUGGCGCCUGCGAUACGCUUAACCGUACGAUUUUCCCGCAUGGGUUCAUCUUCGGUGCAUCCUCCUCAGCAUAUCAGUAUGAAGGUGCAGUUAAGGAAGGCGGUAGGGGGCCUAGCAUUUGGGAUACCUUCACCCACACCCACCCAGAGAAGAUUGCAGAUAGAACCAACGGUGAUGUCGCUGAUGACUUCUAUCAUCGAUAUAAGGAAGAUGUAGCCCGCAUGAAAGAAAUGGGUUUGGAUGCUUUUAGGUUUUCCAUUUCGUGGUCAAGAAUCCUUCCUGAUGGAAAUGGAAAAGUCAACGAAGAAGGCGUUCGCUACUACAAGCAGUUCAUCAACGAGCUUGUACAUAAUGGCAUAAAGCCAAUGGUGACGCUUCACCAUUGGGACUCUCCUCAAGCUCUCGAAGACCAAUACGGAGGCUUUCUCAGCCCACGUAUAGUGGAGGAUUAUAAAAGCUACACUGAUAUCUGCUUCAAGGAGUUCGGGGAUAGAGUAAAGCACUGGAUCACAUUCAAUGAGCCAUGGGCCUACUGCACCAACGGGUACGGUGGCGGUACGGAUGCACCCGGUCGGUGCACGCCUUCCGGCCCGGGAAAUUGCAAAGCUGGAGAUUCAAGCACCGAGCCUUAUACCGUGUGCCAUCACCUUAUACUGGCCCAUGCGGCGGCCGUCCGACAUUACAACGAACAUUACAAGGCAAAACAGAAGGGCACAAUCGGAAUAACACUGGUCACACCAUGGUUCGUUCCCUACACUGCUAGGGGGGUCGAUGUUGACGCCACACAGAGGGUCCUGGACUUCAUGUAUGGAUGGUUCAUGGAUCCUCUAACAAGAGGAGAUUACCCACAGAGCAUGAGAACUUACCUUGGGCAUCGCUUGCCGAGUUUCACCAAGGAGCACUCCGAAAUGGUGAAAGGAACAUACGACUUCAUAGGAAUCAAUUACUACAACGCAUUUUAUGCUCUCCAGCUUCCUGAUUCUGUUAGUAUUAACUCUACCUAUCUUAACGAUUCUCGAACGGCUUUGACAGUGGUCGAUCCUAAUAACAAGCCAAUAGGUCGUCAGGGUGGCACAUCUUUCUUCUACAUUUAUCCACAAGGGUUAUUGGAUCUUCUACAGUAUACAAAGAACAAAUAUAACAACCCACCCAUCUACAUAACAGAGAAUGGUGUAAGUGAGCUCAAUAACAACAGUAAACCACUCAAGGAAGCAUUGAACGAUGACGACAGAGUACUCUACCAUGUGGAACAUCUUGGUGCGCUAUACAAGGCCAUAAGGGAUGAAACGGACAAAGUGGACGUGAGAGGAUACUUCGUAUGGUCGUUUUUAGAUGACUUCGAAUGGGGAGGAGGUUUCAAAGUACGCUUUGGUCUACACUACGUGGACUUCAAGGAUAAGUUGACGAGACACUGGAAAAAAUCAGCUUGUUGGUACACGGAUUUCCUCGGAAAGUGCAUGAAAUGCAUUCCUGGGUGCAAGGCCAUUGCUAAUGACAAUUAGUUGCCAUUUUCUAAUUAUUAGGAGUUAAUUAGUUUUAGGGGUUGCUGUUUUCAGUGGUUUUUUUUUUUUUUGUUCCUUGAGAAAACCGUGUUGUUCGAUUCAUCGAGUACUGUAGUCCUUGAAACUUGUUGUUCGGUUCAUCGAGUACUGUAGUCUUUGAAACUUGUUUAAUUUGAGUACGUACGUAUUUGGUGGUGAUCGAUCUCAAGUUAUCUACGUUUUUUUUUUCUUUGUUCUGACUUGAGAACUAUUAAAUUCAGUGGCACUGAAGAAGUACGUCCAUUUUAAGUGACAAUAUUGAAUUGUUCGGC
Ananas comosus (pineapple) is the source of this 1883-nucleotide messenger RNA. Its product is annotated as beta-glucosidase 12-like. The record is from RefSeq and is a predicted model, not a curated record. Gene Ontology annotation, molecular function: beta-glucosidase activity. The transcript is spliced from 13 exons. Lineage: Eukaryota; Viridiplantae; Streptophyta; Magnoliopsida; Poales; Bromeliaceae. The coding region runs from base 10 to 1572 and encodes 520 amino acids. Gene Ontology annotation, biological process: carbohydrate metabolic process.